Messenger RNA from Ichthyophthirius multifiliis, 1125 nucleotides. Its product is annotated as protein kinase domain protein. The record is from RefSeq and is a predicted model, not a curated record. The transcript is spliced from 2 exons. Gene Ontology annotation, biological process: protein autophosphorylation; autophagosome organization; peptidyl-serine phosphorylation. Gene Ontology annotation, cellular component: autophagosome; cytoplasm. Gene Ontology annotation, molecular function: protein serine/threonine kinase activity; ATP binding. NCBI's taxonomy places the organism in Eukaryota, Ciliophora, Oligohymenophorea, Hymenostomatida.
AUGUAAAGUAAACUAAAAAUAGUUGAUGGAUACGUAUGGGAUAACGAAUGCUUAUUAGGCGAAGGUGCAUUUGGUAAAGUAUACAAAUGUCAAAAACAAAAUAAAUAAUUCGCCGUUAAAGUAAUAAAAAAGACAACCCUAUAAACGUCUUAAAUACAAUUAGAAACAUUAGAAAAUGAAAUAGAAGUCAUGAAAAAGUUUACGAAAUCAAAUAAUAUUUUAAAAUAUAUAUCCCAUUAUUCUGACGAUUAAAACUAUUAUAUUUUUACCGAAUAUUGCGAAGGAGGAAAUCUCCGUACUUAUAUACAAAGACGAGGUGGUUAUUUAUAAGAAAAUUAAUCAAUUGAAAUAUUAAAUCAAUUAAUAAACGGAUUCAAAGAUUUAAUCAAGAAUGGAUACCUACAUCGAGAUAUAAAACUAGAAAACUGCCUAAUUAAAUAAAACACUUUUAUAUUAUCAGAUUUUGGCCUUGCUACUAAAUACGACCUUAAAGGAUAUAAAUUAAUUAAACAACAAGUUGGAACUCCCCUAUAUAUGUCCCCUUAAUUAUUAGAGAAUUAUCCAUAUACUACUAAGGGUGAUAUAUGGUCUUUAGGAAUGCUUUUUUAUGAAAUGUUAUUUGGGAAAACUCCUUGGAAUUGUAAAAAUUUGAGUUCUUUUUUAUAUGAAAUUAAAAAUAAGCCUCUUUUGUUUCCUUUAAAUAUACCAAUAAAAUAAGAAACAAGAGAUUUUUUAAUGAAAUGUCUUUCAAUAGAUGAAGGCAGAAGAAUGACUUGGGAAGAAAUAUUUUCACAUGAAAUGAUAUAAAGUUAAAGAAAGAAAAUAAAGUUAGAUGAAAAAAGCAAAUCAAUAUUAUUUGAUUUGCAAAAAAUAGUUUUUUUUAAUAAAAUAAAUAUAAAAAAAAUCCUUUUUGAUAAAUAAAAAAAUUUGAUUUUUUAGAUAAAUCAAGCUUUUUUGAAUUUCUAAAAUAAAUAGAUCAUAUAAUUUCUGAAAAAAAUUCCAACUUUCUUUUUCAAGCAAUUUCAUAGCAAAAUUAAACAAUUUUAAUUUCAAAUAUAUUAGAUAUUUUUAGUAAAAAUUAUAAAUAAAAUAAGCAUAAUAAUAAAAAUAAUAAAAUAGAAUUGA